AUGGCAACAAAUCCAGUGUUUGCGAAUGAUGAAGAGAGUCUCUACCACAAAGUCCAAAUUCAACCUUUCUCUUCUACACCAAGAAAUUCUUUGGGUCUUUACAGCUUCGAAGACGAUAAUAUCGGAGUUCAUGGGAAGACGCAAGAGCCUACCAGUUUGAGUGAAAGGCUUGGAUUGGAAGAAUUGUCUUCGUUGGAGACGUGGCGAGCAUCUAUAGGAGAACUACUGGGCACAGCCACCUUGGUUUUUGCACUGGACACAAUCUAUAUCUCCUCCUACGAGAGCAACACAGCAACACCAAACAUCGUAGAGCCAGUCUUCAUAGCCCUUAUCGUCACAAUCCUGAUCCUUGCCACCUCCUCAGUCUCCGGCGGCCACCUCAACCCUAUCAUCUCCUUCUCCGCCGCCCUCGUGGGCCUCAUCUCUAUGUCUCGAGCUGCCAUUUACAUUUCAGCCCAAUGCAUCGGUGCCGUGCUCGGCGCCCUGGCACUGACGGCUGUGGUCAACAACAAAAUCCAGAAUGCCUUCUCCCUUGCCGGCUGCACCCUCUCCGUCAGCACAAUGGGCCCAAAUGGGCCCACCACUGCAACCAUUGAGACUGCCCCAGCGCUUUGGCUUGAGAUCAUAUGCACGUUCGUGUUACUUUUCUCUUGCGUAUGGGUUGCAUUUGAUCAUCGACAAGCCCAGGCCCAGGCCCGUGGGCCUGUCAGUUUGUUUUCAGGCAUUGGCAUCGUUGUAGGGGUGUUGGUAUUUGUGUCGGUGACGCUGACGAAGAAUAAGGGGUACGCUGGUGUAGGGAUGAACCCUGCACGGUGUCUUGGACCGGCUAUUGUCAGAGGAGGACUCCUGUGGGACAGACACUGGGUCUUCUGGGUGGGCCCAUUUAUAGCUUGCGUGGCGUUUUAUAUGUACACGAAGGUCAUACCACGUCAGCAUUUCCAAGCGCGAGAGUUCCGUUACGAUAUCUUCACCACCUUAUCACAAGCAAGUCGCGGUAGAGCGUUAGGCACGCCAAAGCCUCCAGCUUGACCUUCCUCACGCUUCGGUGUGAGUUGUAUUAUUUAAAUAAGAGAAAUUCAUAAAAUCUUAAUGAAUUUCUAUGUAGCUAAUAGUCCAAUAAUGUAUAAAAUAAGCACUAGAGGCCAGUUUACCAGUUCUGCAUCAACUAGCAUUCUUAAA
Molecule: messenger RNA, 1179 nt
Organism: Macadamia integrifolia
Lineage: Eukaryota; Viridiplantae; Streptophyta; Magnoliopsida; Proteales; Proteaceae
Product: aquaporin-5-like
Exons: 3
Coding region: 1-1029 (342 amino acids)
Biological process (GO): transmembrane transport
Cellular component (GO): membrane
Molecular function (GO): channel activity
Source: RefSeq, a predicted model, not a curated record